Molecule: messenger RNA, 2808 nt
Organism: Drosophila novamexicana
Lineage: Eukaryota; Metazoa; Arthropoda; Insecta; Diptera; Drosophilidae
Product: putative mediator of RNA polymerase II transcription subunit 12
Exons: 4
Coding region: 133-1692 (519 amino acids)
Source: RefSeq, a predicted model, not a curated record
UGAAAAAAAGCGAAAAACUGCAGCGAAAUCAAAUACUGCAGUAAAUACAAACUAAAUGUCGUAAAUAAAAACUAAAUAUAAUUCCAAUUAAGUGGUAAACAAACAGAAAACGGCAAGCUGGAGACGCAUUUUAUGGCCAAGAUGGGCAAGUGGAUGACCCCCGAAGAGGAGGCACGCCAAAAGUUCAUCAUGCGGGAACGGGAUCGGGAGCGAAAGCGCAUCAAACGCAUGAAUCCCGAAUAUCGGCAAAUGGAACGAGAGCGGGAUCGAUUUCGCAAACAGACGCCAAGGCCCAGUCUGAUGACACCCGAGGAGGAGGCGCGCCACAAGUUCAUCAUGCGCGAGCGAGAUCGAGAGCGAAAGCGCAUCAAGCGCCUGAAUCCCGAAUAUCGGCGUAUGGAGCGCGAGCGCGAUAGAUUUCGCAAGAAGGCACGACGUGCUAACUUGACGCCCGAGGAGGAGCUGCGCCAGAAAAUGAUACAGCGGGAACGGGAUCGCGAACGGAAACGGAUCAAACGCAUGAAUCCCGAGUACCGUCGUUUGGAGCAGGAGCGUGAUCGUGAUCGAAAGAAGGCGCGACGCGCCAACGAGGCGUUCCGGCAGCUGGAAAAGCUACGUGAUAAGAUACGCAAGGAGCGUAAGAAGGGUCUCCUGGUGACUGAUCCCACGCAAUUGCCGCCCGAAUUUGCGGGCAUUAUACCGCCAGUGCCUGUUGAGCCUGAGGUGAUUAUAUCAACGCCGCAGACACAGCAACAACAGCAACAACAACAACAACAACAGCAGCAGCAGCAGCAACAUCAGCAGCAGCAGCAGCAGCCAUCCACACACCACCAACAACAACAGCAACAGCAGCAUCAGCUCGCCGCAGCAGCAGCAGCGGCGGCGGCAGCUCAUCAGCAGCGACGCCGCAACAUGUCCGCCCAUAUGCCGAUGGCGACGUCCGGUCUGAACAGCGCCACGCUGACGCAGCUGACGGCGGCAGCGGCGGGCAAUGCGGCCAUGCAUACGCCCGCUGGCCAUGCCACGCCCACGCAUCUACAGCAGCUGAAUAAGCUGCAGCAACUGUAUCCGCCGCCCAGUUUUGGACAUCCCGCCCUGCCCAUAGCCGGCGUCACGCUGAUGCCACAGCUCUGCCAUCCCAUACUGCAUCAGAAUUUGGGCGCCACACUGUAUCCGGCGCCACCGAAUGGCAUCAAGCAGGAGUACGGCCAGGAUGUGAGCAGCUUAAGCGCUGCGGCGGCGGCCGCUGCAGCGACAAGUUCUGCCUCGGCCGUGGCCGCUGCGCAGGCGGCGGCGCUGGCAUCGCUGCGGGGCGGACCGCAGCAGCAGCAGCCGCCGCCGGAUGAGCCCGACAUGGCGCUCAACCUGGAGCCGGAGAUAAUAUUGCAAACGCCACCCGAUGUCAAUCCCGCGCAGCAGCAACAACAGCACCACUUUAAUGCACACCAGCAGCAACAGCAGCAGCAGCAGCAACAUCAUCUGCAACAGCAGCAGCAGCAGCAGCAUUGCAACAUGUUCCAGCACAUGGCGCCACAGGCGCACAUGCAGCACAUGCGAGCCGCGCCGCUACCGCCACCGCCCACCGUGGCGCUGCCACCGCCACCGCCGCCGCCAGCGACGCAUCAGCAGCAGCAGCCGCCCCAGCCGCCGCCGCCGUCGCAGCAGCAACAGUUGCAACAUGCGCAGCAAUGAGAGAAUUAUGCACUCGACUUUAGUUCUUAAGCUCAACUAGCCACAAACGCAUUUCAAAUUUCAAUUUCAUGUUCAUUUUUUUAAGAGUGAAGAAAGUAUGAGAGCUGGCGGGAGUGUGUACUCACAGGUUGGAGUUGUGUGCGAACUAGUUCAGUGAAUCAACUUUAUUUAACUAAUUAUGCGAGAUUUCUAAAGCGGAUUUGCAAAAUGUGCUUAAAAUAAAAUUAAGUUUAAUUCUAUUCAAAAACACGUUUAAGAAUUCUGGCAUAUUUAGUGAUAAGAAGCUAAUGUGAACUGAUUUCGAAUGAACUAAACUAAAUUAGUUUAAAUUUCUUAGGUGCUUGUGUUAAUUCGAACUAGCCAAUGAGAAAGAGCCAGUUCAAAACAAUACACAAAUGUAUAUUUAUUUAUUAUACUAAACUAAGUUCUCUAAAUUGUUCGGAAAAUUGACAGUUAAGUAGCUAAGCGAAGCUGGUUCCCUGGAAAAACGUGGUAGCUAUUUUAAAGAACCAGUUCAAUUGAACCUUAACUCAGUUCAGGAAAAUGUAUACAACAUUUUAUAUGUAUUUAUUAUAAGUUCUCUAAAUUGUUCGGAAAACUGACAGCUAAGUAGCAUAGGGAACCAGCUUAAUAGAACAAAUUGGUAGCUUGUUUAAAGAACCAGUUCAAUUGAACCUAAACUCAGUUCAGCAUAACUGUUAACAACACUCCUCCGCUGGCGAACACACACACAAACAGACUCAUGUUCAAUUUAAGAAUGAAGAGAGACUCUUUGACGUCAUUUAUAAAAUGACGUUACGUUGUGUAUUACACUUACUACGUUACGUUACGUUACGUUAUUGUUUUAGUGGGCUUCCCUCAUUUAAUAUCAUCGUUUUGAGCAUUUCUAAGUUUUAAGUCCUUUGUUUUUGGUAGCUAAGUGAUAGGGGAUGCAUUUGCCCAUCCGUACAAUACAAUACUUGCAACAUUAAGAUACGAUACGAUAUAUGAUAAUUGAUACGUUUAAAAAUUAUAUAUGACAUACGAUAUAUACAUAUAUUAUGAUAUACAUAUAUAUAUGACAAGCCGCAAAUAAUUAUUACGAAUUUAUGCGCAGGUACGAGCAAAAUAUAUUAG